Mucor mucedo is the source of this 1650-nucleotide messenger RNA. RefSeq lists its product as uncharacterized. The coding region runs from base 5 to 1558 and encodes 517 amino acids. The record is from RefSeq and is a predicted model, not a curated record. NCBI's taxonomy places the organism in Eukaryota, Fungi, Mucoromycota, Mucoromycetes, Mucorales, Mucoraceae. The transcript has 10 exons.
CAUAAUGCAAUCUAUUGUUUCAACAUUUAUUGGAUUAUUAUUCCCUCAUGCAUUAGAACUCGAUAGCGACAGCAAUACAGUUUACUUUCUGUUAUAUGAGGCAUAUUCAGCACGCUACAGUGUUAAAAUUAUUGCGGACAAGGAGUUGGUAAGGAAGGCCUUUACUGAUUACGAACCCACCUGGACGCUUGAUAGUUUGGUAAAUAAAAAGCAACCAAUCAUAAUAUCUGCAACCGGCACAAUGCUACAGCAAACAGCUGGUGCUGCAUUUCUUGUUUGUAAUAGUUUAAAACGUAUGGUGCAUCCGGAAGUUGGUCCUACACAAUUAAGUGAGGGUGUAAAAGAAGGCUACUUUCUGCUUAAUCUUUCCGCCGUGCAAAACUUUGACAUCGGUCCUGAAUUUUUCGAAUCUACCUUUGCUGUCAAUAAUGACUUGGAACGUAUGGACACUCUAUCAGAUAAUGGACAACCUACAAAUCUUGCGGAUGAUCAAGAAAUUCAAGAUCCCGACGUCUUACCGCCUACAAUGCACUGUACCCGUCAUAAUAAUCGUAGUCAAAUGGAAGACGCUGAGGAAGAGUAUGAUCCUGAGUCGGAAGCAGAAGCAGCAGCGGCAGAAUAUUACAGAUCAAGUAGACGAUUUUCAGAUUCUAGUGACGAUGACGACGGAUUUAAAAUUACAGAAAACAAAAAAGACAGCAAUACAGUAACAUCUGUUGACGAAGAAAUCAAACAAACUGACCAAGUUAUUUUUGACGAAGAUGGAAACGAAAUUGACGAAGACUUAGAUAGAAUACAUAGAUAUGAAAUAGUUCAACAGUCCAGUAACACUGUGUCAAAAGAACAUGCUCAAAGUACAAAUAAAAACACCGCAACAGAGGAGUCUAGUGAAGCUGCCUCUCGAUCUGACAGCCAAUCAACAAAACCGAAGUCUAGAAGAAUAAUUCAACCAGUAAAUACCGAUGAUAUAUAUGUACCACACUUAACAAAUAACUUGGAAAGUCUCAAGUCGCGUGACAAAGGAAAAGCUCGUGAUUAUGGGAAAACAUCUCAUAUCCAAGACAACGUGAAUCAUCUAUUGAUAUCAUCAUCGGCGGAUAUAGGACCUAUUCGUUCAACCGAAUUAAACAGUAUAUCCGAAAGCUCAGUGCAUCCAUUUUUUAGAAAAAGGAAUACAUCUAUGUCGUCUAAUGAAUCAGAAAUCUCAUUUGGUUCAAUACGCCGGAUGUUAUCUUCAGACUCCAUGAAUAGUGACCAUAAUUCUUACGAUUCCUCUCAAACUAACCCAUCCAAAAAAAGAAUGGAUUCUCCGAAUGAUGCAGAAAAACAGUUGAAUACAGUGGGUAAACGAGCAAAAAUUAACUCUCCACUACAGCUACAAAACGAAAUCAAUGAUGUGGCACAACAGCAAAUUAAAAGAAAACCGGGCAGGCCAAGAAAACAAAGCGAAAGUUCCCAAUUACCAGCUUUUGCAAAAAAUUUAAGUGAUGUAAAGAGAGGAAAAGGGAGACCACCUAAAAAGAGUGUGGAUGCUGAGCAGCCAGAGAAACAAGCAUGAAUAAAGCGCUUUAGCAACAAUUUGAAUAUGACUACAUUUAUUAAAUAAAAAUGUCUGACAUUGACAGAUUGCUUUUCAUAUAUUAAAAUAUG